This is a messenger RNA of Cladophialophora yegresii CBS 114405, 504 nucleotides long. RefSeq lists its product as uncharacterized. The coding region runs from base 1 to 504 and encodes 167 amino acids. The transcript is spliced from 2 exons. NCBI's taxonomy places the organism in Eukaryota, Fungi, Ascomycota, Eurotiomycetes, Chaetothyriales, Herpotrichiellaceae. Gene Ontology annotation, molecular function: CoA-ligase activity. The record is from RefSeq and is a predicted model, not a curated record.
AUGUCGCGGGUUUGUUCAUCCAUUCCUUCUGCCCUUUGGGCGUCGGAGUCGAGGACAUCCUGGGCCCCCGCCACAGACAUCGACCUGCUAUUACAUACGUACAACCGAUAUCCCAUCGAACUCAUGUUCUGUGUUCCUACGGUGCUGAUUCGCCUCCUUGCCCACGACGAUUUCAAACGGACAAACUUCAAGAACCUCAAGUAUAUCACGACAGGAGCCGCAAAGACGACCGUAGACGUCCAGCAGGACAUCACCAGAGCUUUGGCCCCGGGCGUAUAUUGUCAAGUCGUGGGGGAUGACGGAAUUGACGUUCCUGGCUACCAUGCCCGCCCCAGGUGUCCUUGGCCCUGGAACAGCGUUGGUAAACCACUUUGUGGGAAUGUUAUCCAGAUUCGGGACGACCAGGGGAAGGUGCUGCCAGUUGGUGAGACGGGCGAAAUCUGGGUCUCAGGUCCGACGGUCACACCUGAGUAUUACCUGGCUCGAAUGAACGACCAUGCGUGA